This is a messenger RNA of Erythranthe guttata (spotted monkey flower), 2276 nucleotides long. Its product is annotated as putative beta-1,4-xylosyltransferase IRX14H. Gene Ontology annotation, biological process: glucuronoxylan biosynthetic process; plant-type secondary cell wall biogenesis. The record is from RefSeq and is a predicted model, not a curated record. Gene Ontology annotation, molecular function: galactosylgalactosylxylosylprotein 3-beta-glucuronosyltransferase activity; xylosyltransferase activity. Lineage: Eukaryota; Viridiplantae; Streptophyta; Magnoliopsida; Lamiales; Phrymaceae. Gene Ontology annotation, cellular component: Golgi membrane.
UUACAGCAAAACCUACAUAUGAAAUACCAAAAAUACCCUUCACCACAGCUCAUGGUUACUUGACAAGUGUAGUUCAAUUACCAACCGACCCCUAGAUCUCCUCCUAUUAUUAUCUUCCCUUGUCCGAAAUUUCACUUAUUUUAGAAUUUAUUAUUCAAUCAUCCAAUUUAACAUAUUUCUAUUUUCACACCCCCGAUUUCCAUGGCAGCUUUGAUCCAUUGUAGAAGAAAGCAGAAAGAAGGCGAUGGAAAUGGUAAUGGAAGCUGACAGUAAAAGCUAACAAUCGGAAUCGUGAACUCAAAGGAAUCUUCGCCAUUAAAUUAAAAACCCCCAAUUUCUUCAAACCCAAAUAAUAACAAUAAUAAUUGCAGUUGUUGGGGUUUGUUGGCGGAGGAGGAAGGGGCGCUGAAAACCUAGCUACCGGCAACUGAAAAUGAAGCAUCUCACGGCGUUGCAGCAGCAAGGUCGCCGGAGCACCAGCUACCGUAGCAGCGCGCCGUCGCCGUUGGACGCCACGGUGGAUGGGGCAAUCAAAUCGCCGGCGACGAUUUUCUGGCUAAUCGUCCACGGCCUCUGCUGCUUGAUCAGCUUACUCCUCGGAUUCCGAUUCUCCCGCCUCCUCUUCUUCCUCCUCCUCUCCACUUCUCCCUCCUCCUCCCCUACCACCACCGUAUACACCGCUCUCCAAACAACAUUGCCGUCGUCCUCCGCCGCCAAACCCCCGCCCGAUAGCAACAUCUCCGGCGGCGCCGCCGCCGGAAGCAGAGUGGUGGUGGGGAGGCACGGGAUACUGAUACGGCCGUGGCCGCAUCCGGAUCCGGCGGAGGUGAUGAAGGCUCACGGGAUAAUCGAGAGGGUUCAGGCGGAGCAGAGAUCUCAGUACGGGGUUAAGAAUCACAGAACUGUAAUCGCCGUCACCCCGACUUAUGUACGGACUUUUCAAACCCUGCAUCUCACCGGAGUUAUGCAUUCUCUGAUGAACGUUCCCUACGAUCUCAUCUGGAUCGUAGUCGAAGCGGGCCCCACCACCAACGAAACCGCCUCUCUGAUUUCCAAGUCCGGAUUGAAAACCAUCCACAUAGGAUUCGAUGCAAAAAUACCUCUUCUGUGGGAUGAUCGCCAUAAACUGGAAUCAAGAAUGAGAUUCCAUGCUCUAAGAGAGAUUAGGGAGAAAAGAUUAGACGGGAUUGUCGUAUUUGCCGACGAUAGUAACAUGCAUAGUUUGGAGUUGUUUGACGAGAUCCAAAAUGUGAAAUGGGUAGGUGCGUUUUCGAUCGGAAUUAUUGCUCAAUAUUCAGGGGAUUCCGAGGAAGGAGAAUACACAAUAGUACAAAGAGAGGACAAUAGUGAAAAGAAACCAUCACGAUUGCCAAUUCAAGGACCGGUGUGUAAUUCUUCGAACCAUUUUGUGGGGUGGCACGCAUUUGAUAAGGCGGCGUUUGUGGAGAGGAGUGCGAGGUAUGUCGGUGAUAGGGCGGUUGUGCUUCCGAGGGAGGUGGAGUGGGCGGGGUUUGUGUUGAAUUCGAGAUUGGUGUGGGAGGAAGAAAUGGAUAAGCCCGUUUGGGCUAAGGAGUGGGAAGAGGUCGCUAGGGAAGUGGAGGAAGUUGAAAGCCCGUUGGCGUUGUUGAAGGAUGGUUCGGUGGUGGAGCCGCUUGGUGGUUGUGGUCGGAAAGUUUUGCUGUGGUGGCUGCGCGUGGAGGCGAGGGCAGACAGCAAAUUUCCUCCUAGAUGGAUAAUCGACCCUCCGUUAGAAAUCACCGUCCCGGCAAAACGCACUCCAUGGCCGGAUGCUCCGCCCGAGCUCCCAUCUUCAAGUGAAAAAGUAGUCACUAUACCGGAGAUAACAGAGAGGCGCCCAACGAAAAAUGGGUCUAAAAGAAAACGCAGUUCUCGAAGCAAGAAAAAACAACGCGCCAAAGUUAUAGACGAGCAUGUUUCUACACAGAAUUCUCGAGAUAAUUAAUUUUAUUUUAUUUAUUUUGCAUCAGUGAUAUAUAUAUAUAUAUAUACCACUCUGUGCCAAAGAUCAGAUGCUCAGAGAGAGCCACAAAAGACAAGAAGACCCUCUGAUCUGGGUAGGUGAAUGAAUAUAUAUACAGGAAAAAGGGCAUUGUGUUUACAUAUAUUAUAUAUACAAAUACCCAGUUUAUAAUACAUACAUAUUUCCGCUUCAUUUAAUUUCAAUUUUCCUGGUUCAUAUAUUUUUUUUCCCUUGACUAGUUUUGUGGUGGUGUUGGUAAAGGGUUUUUUUAUUUAUUUAUUUUUAUUUAAUGUCA